This is a messenger RNA of Colletotrichum acutatum, 1002 nucleotides long. RefSeq names its product cytochrome P450. NCBI's taxonomy places the organism in Eukaryota, Fungi, Ascomycota, Sordariomycetes, Glomerellales, Glomerellaceae. The transcript has a single exon. The record is from RefSeq and is a predicted model, not a curated record. Gene Ontology annotation, molecular function: heme binding; oxidoreductase activity, acting on paired donors, with incorporation or reduction of molecular oxygen; monooxygenase activity. The coding region runs from base 79 to 594 and encodes 171 amino acids.
GCAACUGUUCGUCACAUCAAACCUCUGCGUGUCAUCAAUGCGCAAUACUGACCUGGUUAUAGGUGCCUCGAGGCACGGAUGGACGGAAAGCCAUUGACGGCGAUGCAGAAGCGCGCGCACGUAACGCUGCUCAUUCAAGCCGGCGCAGACACAACCGGAACGGCGCUCGGCAGUACCAUCCGAUUCCUUCUGACCCAUCCGUCCGUGUUCGCACGUGUGCGAGCCGAACUAGCAGCUGCCUCGGACGCCAAACUUCUCAGCACGCCCAUCCAAUUCGAAGAGACGAGGGCACACUUGCCCUACUUUGUGGCUUGUAUCAAGGAAUCUCUGAGACUUCACCCGCCCGCGACGAACUUAUUCGGCAGAGUGGCGCCGUCCCCGGAUGGUAAAGUCGUGGACGGUACCUGGGUACCCGCUGGCACAGAAAUCACGAGCAAUUCGUACGUCGUUCAACGAGACCCUCAUCUGUAUGCCCCGGACCCAGAGGCAUAUCGACCAGAGCGGUGGCUUGAGGACGAGGGGAAUUCCAAGGAGCAUAUUAGCGAGAUGGAUGCUUCUGCUUUGUGUUUGGCGUUGGGCCUAGAGUCUGUCUAGGCAAAGACCUUGCCAUCAUGGAGUUGUACAAGUUGCUCCCGGAGGUUUUUCGGCAGUUUGACUUUGAUGUGAAGGAGGAGGGCGAGUUUGUGGUUGUCGGGGGUAUUGCCUACAACGAACGGUUUGUUGUUCAGCUGAAGCCGCGAAAGGAAUAGACUUCGUUGAAAGUUGUCGUUUCUUCGGAUUAUUCCCUUUUUUCUUCUGAGGCAGCUGGUUGCCACGGCCAAGUUAGUAGACUGAAGGGAUCUCAGUAGUAUGGUAGCCUUGCCUGACGACAACGGUGCGCCACAUCUCUGAGACGACGAUAAUCGGUGUCUACAAUACCGUAUUAUAACUUGUGACUUGAGGAACUUAUCAACUAAUUGGUUCAUGUGUUGAUGCAACGCCGGUCAAUUUCUCCGGCAUCGA